AUGGCAGCAUGUAUCUGUUGUUGUUUUUGUUGUUGUAGUUUCUUAUCACUAACGGUUGUUUAUUAGUUUUUUUUAUCAAAAAUAAUUUUUUCUGAACCAAUGUAAUCAAAUCGAAAAACCUACCGGCUAACAAUAAUUAAUAUAAUUUUUUUUUAAAUUCCCUUUUCUUUUCUUCAUUUCAAAUACUCUGAUGCGAUGUCUGAUGAAGUAAUUAUUCUCAAAGACCUCAGGUCGGUUCCAGACAAGUAUUAUGAGUAUACACAAGCUUUGCGUACUUGGAAAACGCCUAUUGUAAUUGACAAUGGUUCGUUUACAUGUAAAGCUGGUUGGGCGACAUCAAAUAGCCCUAAUCUUAUAUUCAAAAACAUAUUGGCUAGGCCGCGAAAGGAACGAGGAAAAAAAGACGGAGAAACAUUGAUUGGAAAUGAUAUUUCAAACUUGGAAGCUGUUAGGUUCCAGUUGAAAUCACAAUUCGACCGUAAUAUCGUUACACAGUUCAAUGUGCAAGAACAGAUUUUCGAUUAUACUUUUUCACAUUUAGGCAUCGAUACUGAGGGGUAUAUCGAUCAUCCAAUAGUAAUCACAGAGCCCUUGGCCAAUCCUAAUUAUUCUCGAUUAUUGAUGUCAGAGUUAUUAUUUGAGUGUUAUCAUGUUCCUGGCAUUUGUUACGGUAUCGAUGGACUGUUCAGUUUUUCAAAGAAUAGUCAAUGUCAAAACACUGGACUUGUAGUCAGUUGUGGUUAUCACUCGACACACAUUAUACCCGUAAUCAAUGGCACUCCUGAUUUAAUCAAUAGCCGUCGAAUUGAUGUUGGUGGAUAUCAUAUUACAUCUUAUUUGCAUAAGCUCUUGCAGCUCAAAUAUCCAGCCCACUACAACGCCAUAACACCUAGCCGAGCAGAGGAAUUAUUGUAUGAACACGGAUUCUUGGCCAAUCAUUAUAUGGAUACGCUGAAGAUGUGGUCGGAUGCUGACUAUUACGAUCUGAAUGUGAAAAGAAUACAGCUACCAUAUUCCACAGCUGUUGUUUUAACACCAGACCAACAACGAGAUAAACGUAGAGAAAUGGCUAAAAAAUUAGUUGAAAUGAAUGCCAGAAAGAGAGAUGAAAAAUUAGCAGAAGACGAAGAACAAAUACAUCAAUUGUUAAUGAUCAAAGAGAUGAUCGAAGACGGAGAACCAAUCAAAGAAAUUACAGAGGUGUUGAGAUCACAUGGAUUGAAAAACGAAAAAGAUUUAAAGAAACUGAUAUUUGAUCUGCAAACUAGAAUUGAUAGAACAAAAUCGAAAAUUGCUGCGUCCAAUGCUCCCAGUAUUGAUGAAUCGAUUAAUGAAGAACCUAAACUGAGGUUGUUCAAAAAUAUAAUUCAAUUGCCAAAAGACGAAUCAGUUGAGAAAAGCUGGCUCAAGAAUGUUUAUAAAAAAAGGCAAGACAUAAUAGAUAGAAAAGCAGUUCGAAAACAACGAAGACAAGAUAUGGCCAAGAGAGGUACUGCUGCAUCUUUAGAACGCAUGCGAAUAAUCAGUCAAUUAGCUAGGAAAGACAAAAGAGAUGACGAUUUUGGUAGCAGAGAUGAAGACUGGGAUGUUUACAAAGUUAUAAAUAAAGAAGGUGGUGACACCGAUAGUGAAGAAGAACAAGAGAAAAUCACAGAGCUUGAAGAUAUAUUAAGAUUUUACGAUCCGUCGUUUGUAAGCUCAAAUGCAAAUGAAGAACUAAAUCCUAAAGAAGCCCAUCAACUUCACUUCGGUAUUGAGCGCAUGAGAUGUGCCGAAGUUUUAUUCCAACCUUCGAUGAUUGGCUGCGGUCAAGGAGGUAUAACAGAUACAAUAGAAUUCAUGUUGAAAAAAUUGAAUCCAGAAACAGCGAGUCAAUUGGUGAAAAAUGUUUUCCUUACGGGUGGACCAGCAAAAUUACCAGGUUUUACAAAUAGGAUGUGUAGAGAACUUAGAGAAAUGAGGCCAAUAGGGUCUCAAAUAAAUGUUUAUUUGGCUCAAAAUCCAUCCCUGGACGGUUGGUUUGGUGCUAAAAUGUUUGCUAAUAGAAAAGAUAUUGAUAAAUAUUUGUUUACACCUAAGAUGUAUGAAGAAAUGGGUGGUGAUUAUUUUAUUGAACAUUUUUGUUCUAAUAUGUAUUGCCCUUUGCCAGAAGCGGUUCCUGAAGUCGAAUCACUCAAUGAAUUAAAUGUUGACUUGUAAUUAAAUAACUAAUUAGUUUAGUGUAGUUUCGACAAACUUCAUUUUAUUUCUAUAUUUUUUAACUUUUUUUUUUUGUGCAAACAUUUUUUUGUAAAAAAUAUUGAACAAUUUUAUAAGGCUGAUCUAAUAAAUUAGUUUUUAUAUUUUAUUUACACAUAUGUUUAAUAAUCGAUGUAAGGUGUAAAAAAUA
Molecule: messenger RNA, 2389 nt
Organism: Adelges cooleyi (spruce gall adelgid)
Lineage: Eukaryota; Metazoa; Arthropoda; Insecta; Hemiptera; Adelgidae
Gene: Arp5
Product: actin-related protein 5
Exons: 8
Coding region: 196-2199 (667 amino acids)
Biological process (GO): regulation of DNA-templated transcription
Cellular component (GO): Ino80 complex; cytoplasm
Source: RefSeq, a predicted model, not a curated record